Messenger RNA from Drosophila innubila, 1666 nucleotides. RefSeq names its product luciferin 4-monooxygenase-like. The record is from RefSeq and is a predicted model, not a curated record. NCBI's taxonomy places the organism in Eukaryota, Metazoa, Arthropoda, Insecta, Diptera, Drosophilidae. Gene Ontology annotation, molecular function: long-chain fatty acid-CoA ligase activity. Gene Ontology annotation, biological process: long-chain fatty acid metabolic process; fatty-acyl-CoA biosynthetic process.
UUUGGAGGCAAACGUAGUAUGAAUAUGACGACAUUACCCACCACCUACAAUGAGAAGGAUAAAACCUGGAGUGGUGCGAAACGUAGCUCCAUCUUUGACUAUGACACAUCUGUGGGCAGAAUAAUAUUCAAUACCAUGAGGAAUUGGCCAAAAAACGUGGUUCAGAUUAACGAUGUUGACGGCGUAUCAGUAUCAAAUUCUCAGGCUAUUACUUGGGCCAUACGGAUAGCACAGUUUUUGAAAAAACGAGGACUUGACAACACGGAUGUGAUCGGUAUUGCUGCUAAAAAUACCACUUACCUUAUGCCCUUGGGAAUUGCCUGUCUAAUGAACGCCACACCUUUCCACGCCGUAUCUCCCAUGCUGGACGAGGAAACCAUUAAAUAUCUUUUCGGUAUAACGAGGCCAAUGCUAAUAUUUUGUGAUGGACAUGAUUAUAAGAAGAUACAUUCGGCUACCCGAGGCUGGCAUCCUGAAAUAUAUACAAUGAUCGAUCCUAUUGAGGGUGUGCCCAAGAUAGAGAACCUGCUGGAUUCCACAACAACUGAAAUGCUCUAUCAACCGGAACCUCUGAAGACUGGUGGAGAUCAAACUGUAGCGAUUUUGUGUUCUUCUGGGACUACCGGAUUACCGAAAGCCGUCAGCAUAUCAAAUAGUAGCCUUAUUCUGGAGAAUAUGCUCGUCUCCAGUGAAUCGGUAACAUAUUCAUCCAGCUCUUUGGAUUGGAUGACUGGUGUUUUUAUGUUUAUAUUUAGUACAGUAUUUGGCUGUACUCGAAUCAUAACAAAUAAGCCCUUCAGUCCGGAAUACUUCGUACAACUGGUGAAGAAGUACAAGAUCAAUACUGCAAUGGUACCUCCCAGACAUCUGUCCGCUUUGGUAACUUGUCCGGAUGCCACGACAGAGGCUCUCGCGCCACUAACUAUGCUCAGCUUUAGCGGAGGAAUGGCGACCUUAACCACGCUGAAACGCUUCCAGGAGAUUUGCAAAUCUGCUAUGCUCAAUUCCGGGUACGGCACAACUGAGACGGGUUACAUAACAGCUAAUUUUGCAAUCAGCAAUAACAACGCUACUGGAAGACUGAUGCCGGGCAUUAAAGUCCGAAUUGUCGAUGAAGAUAAUAAAAGAUUGAGCUAUAAUCAGGUUGGAGAGAUAUAUGUUCACAUUGGAAAGCCCUGGAAUGGUUACUAUGGUGAUGCAGUUGAAUCCCGACGCAUGCAAGACUUUGAGGGUUGGUUCCACACCGGUGACUUGGGUUACUUUGAUGAUCAGAACUUCCUAUACAUUGUCGAUCGCAAGAAGGAGAUCCUCAAGUACCAGGGUCUGUAAUAUUGGCCCACAGAAAUCGAGACAGUCAUUGCAGAGCUUCCGCAGGUGCAGGACGUUUGUGUUGUGGGAAUCUAUGAUGAACGUCAAGGCGAUGCAGCUGGUGCUUUGGUUGUCAAGCGCCAAGGAUGUGAGAUCAGUGCCAAGGAAGUCAUUGAUCAUGUGGCCAAGCGAUUGACUGGCCUGCACAAGCAACUCCAUUCCGGAGUUCGAUUCACGGAUAAGUUGCCCGCCAACGUCAAUGGAAAACAAUUCGUAAGGCUGCGCGGGAAGUGUUUGUUGGUCAAAAUGGAUCCAGUUAGUUACUUUAAGCUCUAUUGUGUCUUAAAAGAACGAUAAC